AUGAGGCAAGGACCAAAAGAGAGCCUAUGGGCCUACUUCAAGAGAUUCCAAGCUAAGAGGCUGGAAGUCAAUGACCCGAGAAGCACAGUCGCCAUGGUGGCGCUCGUCGCCGGCCUGCAGAGCAAUGAAUUGGCUGACUCACUCGCUAAGAAACCAAUCGCCAAUUAUAAACAAUUGAUGGCUAAAGCCCAUGGAUACAUGGACAUGGAGGAUGCCCAGGCUUACAAGGCCUCAGCAAGGGACACGGGGGUUCCCGUUGCCACGACUUCAGCAACGCUAGCAACCAUGGCCAUUCCCUCAAACCCUCAAAUAGUACCAGCAAUAGUUCUAUCACCUAAACUGACCGGAAGUCCUCUAAGACUAGGAUGGCACAAGAAUCCUCCAAGGGUCAACUCCCAUCCUAAUCACUCAGACAGGAGGAACCAACAAAGAAAUCUGACACCAAAAGAAUCUUUAACCAUCUUGGACACCUCGCUUACUAAUGCCUUGACUAUGGUCCAAAGGGAAGGAUAUCUCAAAGAUCCUGCACCUAAGAUGUCAUCAGAUCCUAGAAGCAGGGACUCUAAGCAAUAUUAUCAUUACCAUCGGGAUCACAGACACAUUACCAAUGAUUGUCGGAUUCUCAAGAGGGAUAUAGAGGAUCUGAGUGAGAGAGGACAUCUGAGAAAUCUCACUUUUCGGAGAGAUCGUAGGGAUACUAUCCCAAACAGAAAUAAUAGGAGAUCCCGCUCGUGGGGGUCAUCCAACAAUGAAAGAAAGAGAUAUGCUAGAAGAACGCUACAAGUUGAUCAUGAUCCCAAGAAGGCGAGGACAGAAGAGCUCAUAUCUUUUACUGAUGAUGACCUACAGGGUGUUGAGACGGCCCAUGAUGAUCCUCUUGUUAUCACCAUAGUCAUUAAUGGGUAUCAGGUGAAACGAAUUAUGGUAGACACCGGAAGCUCGAUGGACGUCUUAUAUACUAGCACCUUCAAUCAGAUGGGAAUUGACAAAUCCCGCCUCCUUCCUUGUAGAGGACCCCUUGUGAGUUUCACUGGCCAUGCACUCUUGCCAGAGGGAAUGAUAACCUUGCCAUUUGUAUUAGGAGAAUAUCCUAUGCAAAUUACUAUCCAAAUCUAG
This is a messenger RNA of Asparagus officinalis (garden asparagus), 1116 nucleotides long. RefSeq lists its product as uncharacterized. Lineage: Eukaryota; Viridiplantae; Streptophyta; Magnoliopsida; Asparagales; Asparagaceae. The transcript is spliced from 2 exons. The record is from RefSeq and is a predicted model, not a curated record. The coding region runs from base 1 to 1116 and encodes 371 amino acids.